Gossypium arboreum is the source of this 1692-nucleotide messenger RNA. Its product is annotated as probable rhamnogalacturonate lyase B. Gene Ontology annotation, molecular function: catalytic activity; carbohydrate binding. The record is from RefSeq and is a predicted model, not a curated record. Gene Ontology annotation, biological process: carbohydrate metabolic process. Bases 1 to 1587 code for a protein of 528 amino acids. The transcript has 10 exons. Lineage: Eukaryota; Viridiplantae; Streptophyta; Magnoliopsida; Malvales; Malvaceae.
AUGACAUCUCAGCUCCUGUAUAUAGUACGGCGAGGAGUUCCAGGGGUGUAUAUGUAUGGUAUUUUCAAGCGACGAAAAUAUUUUCCCCAUACUUAUAUUCAUCAAUUAAGGAUCGUUUUCAAGCUCAAGGAAGACAAGUUUCAUUUCAUGGCGUUAUCAGACACGCAACAAAGGAUCAUGCCUAGACGAGAAGAUCGAGAACAUAGCCACUGUCAGGUUCUUGCUUACCCAGAAGCUGUUUUAUUGACUAAUCCAAUCAAUCCGAAACUCAAAGGAGAGGUUGACGAUAAGUACCAGUAUUCGAUUGAGAGCAAAGAUAACAAGCUUCACGGGUGGAUAGCGGAUCACGACGCUGUCGGCUUUUGGAUAAUUACCCCCAGCGAUGAGUUCCGAACUGGUGGCCCGCACAAGCAGGACCUCACUUCUCAUGUUGGUCCUACUGCUCUCUCCAUGUUUGUUAGUAAUCAUUACACGGGGAAGGACAUUGCCGAGUUCUACAAGGAAGGAGUGGCUUGGAAAAAGGCUUUCGGCCCUGUGUUGAUCUAUCUAAACUCUGCAACUUUUGAUCAUGCUCAUCGUUACCGAAAGUCACUGUGGAAGGACGCUAAAAAGCGGUUGAGUAAAGAAAUCAAAAGCUGGCCUUACAGUUUCGCUGCUUCAAAGGAUUAUCCUCAUGCUGAUCAUCGAGGAGAAGUUAGUGGUCAAUUACAAGUGCGAGACAAAUAUUUGCACAAGCAAUUAAUGAAGGCCAAAUCUGCCUUCGUGGGGUUGGCAGCGCCUGGACGUGCAGGAUCAUGGCAAACUGAAGGAAAGGGAUAUCAAUUCUGGACUCAAACCGACAGGGCUGGUCAUUUCAGUAUAAAAAAUGUCCGACGAGGGAAAUAUAACUUGUAUGCAUGGGUCCAUGGUUUCAUCGGGAACUAUAAAUUAGACCGCAACGUCAGUGUCCAUCCAGGACAUAAGAAAAACUUGGGUACACUUAUAUAUGACCCUCCAAGAAGUGGUCCUACAUUGUGGGAAAUCGGGAUUCCCGACAGAACAGCUGCCGAGUUCUUCAUACCUGAUCCAAAUCCAACAUUUGUUAACUCGAUCCUCAACCAUGAGGGUGAAAAAUUUAGACAAUACGGAUUAUGGGAUCGGUACUCAGAUACUUAUCCUCACCAUGAUCUUGUCUUCAAAGUUGGGGCUAGCAAUUAUUCCAGGGAUUGGUUCUUUGCUCAUGUUCCUAGGCGCACAGGAAACGAUACCAAGGCAACCACAUGGAAGAUCAAAUUCAGACUGCAGGAAGUGAAAAAGUCUGGAAAAUACACUCUCCAAAUGGCCUUGGCAGCCGCUAACUUUGCUGAGGUUCAGGUUAGAAUCAACACACCAGAUGGUAGUCCCCAUUUUACGACGAACAGAAUCGGGUACGAUAAUGCAGUAGCAAGACAUGGAAUUCAUGGAUUGUACAGAUUGUAUAGCAUAAAUGUGCCAGGGAAAGGAUUACGGGGAGGGAACAACACGAUCUUUCUAACUCAGACAAGAUGCAAAGAUGAAUUCAUGGCAGUUAUGUAUGACUAUAUUCGAUUAGAAGGACCUGCAGUUUAAUCAAUUACCUAAUCAUGUACUAAUAGGAAGUUGCUUUAUAUUCUUUCUGAACAUGGUUUAACCCCAAUUUUGGCUAAAAUAAGUACAUAAAAUGAGAAUAGGAAA